Arachis duranensis is the source of this 699-nucleotide messenger RNA. RefSeq lists its product as uncharacterized. NCBI's taxonomy places the organism in Eukaryota, Viridiplantae, Streptophyta, Magnoliopsida, Fabales, Fabaceae. The transcript has a single exon. The record is from RefSeq and is a predicted model, not a curated record. The coding region runs from base 1 to 699 and encodes 232 amino acids. Gene Ontology annotation, molecular function: nucleic acid binding; zinc ion binding.
AUGGGUAAUAGUAUAGCCAAAGAUCUAUGGCAAAAACUCAAAAAUCGAUUUUAUCAAGGGGAUGUCUUCAAGAUUGCUGAGCUCCAAGAGAAGUUGUUCUCAAUCAAGCAAGGUGAUCUGUCUGUCACUCAUUAUUUCACCAAACUCAAAGGAAUUCGGGAAGAUUUGGAAACUUUCAUACCCCUCCCACAGUGCAACUGCACACUGAAAUGCACCUGUGUUUUUGACACGGUUAGCAAUUAUCGAAAGAAUACUUUUGUGGUGCGAUUCUUGAGAGGCCUCAAUGAACAAUUUGGAAGUGCUCGAUCAAACAUUAUGCUCAUGAACCCUCUUCCCUCCAUUGAUUCUACCUAUUCAAUGAUGCUGCAACAGGAACGAAAACUCUUGGGCACUGACAUUGCUGAGCCGAGCCCUUUGUUGAGCACCGCUUCAUCUAACACUUUUCAGUCUCGAGGCAGAGGACACGGGAGAGGAGGUCGAGGCCGUGGUCCAGGUGGCAGAGGAAGUUCUAAGCUCUGUGCCUACUGUGGUAAAACUGGACAUCUCAUUGACACUUGCUACCACAAGUAUGGAAUACCUCCACAUCUUAAGAAACAGAACCAAAUCAAUAAUCUCACUACUGAGGAUGAUGAUUGCGGUGAACCAAUUAGCUUGUAUGAGAAUCAGGGGGAAUCUUCGCAUGCGAAGUUUACUUCAUAG